AUGAAGCUCCUUCUGGUUUUGACUCUUACCUUGCUCCUGGCCCAGGGCACCCCAGCCAUGAAAUGUUGGGGUAAGCUGGGAAAGUGCAGAGUAACGUGUAAAAAGAAUGAAGUAUUCUAUAUAUUAUGCAGUGAUGAGGCCAAAUGCUGUGUAAAUCCCAAGUUUGUACCUGUCAAAACUGGAUCCUCAAACAUAACUGGAAGCCUGGGUUAA
Messenger RNA from Manis pentadactyla (Chinese pangolin), 213 nucleotides. Its product is annotated as beta-defensin 121-like. The transcript has 2 exons. Gene Ontology annotation, biological process: innate immune response. The coding region runs from base 1 to 213 and encodes 70 amino acids. The record is from RefSeq and is a predicted model, not a curated record. Gene Ontology annotation, cellular component: extracellular region. Lineage: Eukaryota; Metazoa; Chordata; Mammalia; Pholidota; Manidae.